Molecule: messenger RNA, 1404 nt
Organism: Aspergillus ruber CBS 135680
Lineage: Eukaryota; Fungi; Ascomycota; Eurotiomycetes; Eurotiales; Aspergillaceae
Exons: 3
Coding region: 1-1404 (467 amino acids)
Source: RefSeq, a predicted model, not a curated record
AUGAACUGGACUGGAGGCCGUCUACAGCGACGCUCAAAAGAUCCCAACGAACUCCAGAAACAAAGAUUUGCAAAGCGCAGGCCAAGGAGAACUGGUGACGCCCAAAUACCCGGAAUCUUCCAGAGACUGUCGCAAUUACAUAGCCCCAGGUCGCAACAGCGUAUACUUAGCGGGAGCUACGAGCGACGAGACCAAUCCAGCAAAAACUUACAGGGGCGGUCCAAUACUCCAUACUCCAGCAUACACGAGCGACUAGGCCGCAAUUGGUACCAUCCGUCUAGUCAAGAUGUCAUUUACGCCUACGGAGGAACUGGAGAGAUUUGGAAAAAGGCGGAAACUGAUAGAGGCGGCCGAGGCUUCGUGAGGAAGCGCGAGAGCGCGCCAUCCGAGCUUGGAACGAUGGGAAACAUGGAUAUCCAAAUAUAUCGGCCGCCAGUUGAUCCGGCAUCUUCGAGUACUAGUCACAAAAAAGCGAGUAACGAAUCGUCCCAGCCAAUGCUUUUGGACAGGGAGGAUUCCAACCUUGUAGAUCGGAGUUUAUCACCAGACGGAGGGACAUACAGUCCAAGAAGGGGAAGAACCAUUUCCAGCCAAUUACUUCUAUCGUCUCAGAACCUUCCCAGGCAGUCACAAUCUCUUGCACCAUCAGACACCAUUUUUCCUAUCGAAUCUGUAUCUCAAGAAAAAUACCAGCAGCACAUUCAUCAAUUCAGUCCUUAUCCAUAUCUACAACCAUCUAUGUCGCCCAUGAGGCUCCAUAGCAGCACUCCCAGCCUCCACCAGCCAAUCCCACAACUCCCAAGACGUUUUACUAUUGACGACCAAAUCGCUGCUGAACUGGAAGAUAUAUAUGCGCACUUACGUCAUAGCGACACAGCCGGUAGCUAUGCGACAAGCAAGUGUUCGUCCGAGAAGAUGCGCAAUGGACAUAGUUUUGGGUGCACAGCGUCCGGUACACGAUCUACUUCGAGCAACCGGUUCUCUAGCUGGCUUCCGGAACCAAAGCAUCAUGUUCAACGGUUCAUGGGUCAGAACUAUCAUCAGACCAACACAUCAUCUGCGGUUACAAUGUCGGAGACAGUCGACCGUGAGCAGCCGGUAUACAAUAACAAUCCUCAUUUCAACCCACCCCAAAGCUAUAUAACUCUCAGUCUACAGCAUACUCAAAUACAGGAAGAUACAAAUCAGAGAAGACAUAUAUUAAAUGGAUUCAGUGGUAUAGCAGUGAGCCAGCCAUUUAGUGAUCGACUGAGAAGAGGUUUUGAAAUAUACCAAGAUACAUCAUUUACGCCAUCUCGCCAGAGAAUCUCGAGACAGCUUGCUCGGAAUAAUAUGAGACUUCUGAAUGAUAUUGCCGAAAAGCCCUUCAAAUUCUACGGGCGCCUUGGGUAUGAGCUACCUUGA